AUGGGUUCUCAGGGGCUGUGGAGCGGUAUGUCGAGAAAGGAGAUCUUAGAAAUCGCAUCCAAAUAUGUUCCCGGUUGGUACGCCAUAUUCAUCGACUAUGGGCCUUUGGCCGAGGUUAAUCCAAACAUUGCGACUGUGGAGGAAGGAAAGACAGCGCUCAUGGCAGCUGCGGAGAAUGGGUGUUAUGCGGUGGCAAUGAUGCUAAUAAUGAACGGCGCAUCAGUUAGACAAACUGAUAGGUCUGGCAACACUGCCCUUCAUUACGCGGCACAUGAAGGCUAUAUUUGCAUCGCAGAGUUAUUUUUAAAUAGAGGAAGUGACAUAGAGGCUGUCAACAGUAGUCAGUGCACUCCGUUGAUGUGGGCUGCCAAAGCUGGUCGUUGUGCUGUUGUUCGUCUCCUGCUGGAGAGGAAGGCCACGUUGACUUGUCAAUUGAACGAAAAUAAGGAAUCGGCUUUAACACUAGCCGUCCAAUCGGGCAGAUUAGAGGCGAUAAAAGUGAUCUUAGAUUGGGUACCUAAGGGAAUGCAGCAUGUAGAAGAACUGAAUGCUGCACUGCGGCUGGCUGUGUCAUCAGGUGAAAAGGAGAUGGUACAACUGCUGCUAGACCACGGAGCAGAUGUCAACCACAGUGACAAUGCUAAUUCGACAGUCAUCUUUGCAGCCGUCGAGAUGGGUGAUGUGGAGACGUUAAAAUGUCUCAGGACCAAAGGUGCACAUCUUGAGGUGUAUGACAAGGACGGAUACACGCCGCUCAUACAAGCUGCUAAAGCCGGUAAUGCAGUGAUGGUUGAGGCGUUACUAACUCUAGCUCAUACGGUUGUGACCUUCUAUGCAAAUAUCUUUGAGGUGAAUGUGGGUCGGUAUGGCGGUCAGACUGUGAUUGCAAUCAGUCGACCCUGGUGGUGA
Hydatigera taeniaeformis is the source of this 909-nucleotide messenger RNA. The record is from the annotation of a GenBank genome assembly. Lineage: Eukaryota; Metazoa; Platyhelminthes; Cestoda; Cyclophyllidea; Taeniidae.